GCCCGCGCGGCAGCUGCGGUAUGCUCCACCGCGGCUAAAGCCCUGGGUGGUCAGGUGGAGGCGAAGCGCGGCACUUCCGUCGACUUCACCCGCAGCGGUCCCCCGGUCUGUAGUCUCGCCGCAGCCACGGGAGAAAAGACGGAGCCCUCCGCCGCCACAGAAAUGUCUGCUCCGGCUCAGCCGCCCACUGAAGGGGCAGAAGGGGCUGCCCCAGGUGGGGGCCCCCCUGGCCCUCCUCCUAAUACGACCAGUAACAGACGACUGCAGCAAACCCAGGCACAAGUGGAGGAAGUGGUGGACAUCAUGCGUGUGAAUGUGGACAAGGUCCUGAAGAGGGAUGAGAUACUGUCACAGCUGGAUGACCGAGCUGACGCCUUGCAGGUGGGAGCAUCACAAUUUGAGAGCAGUGCUGCCAAGCUAAAGAGGAAGUAUUGGUGGAAAAACUGCAAGAUGAUGAUCAUGCUGGGAGCUAUCUGUGCCAUCAUCGUGGUAGUUAUUGUAAUCUACUUUUUUACUUGAGAAUGUGCCAUCCCUUCCCUGUUCUCCAUUGCCAUCCAACUCAUGUCCCCUUCCCUCUGUUUACUCUCUCAACAAACGUCCCCAUCUACCUCCCUCCACCCCGUCCAGGCUUCUCCGUCGCCCACUCCUUCUUUUCUGUUGCUUUCAUUUGCACUGUGUCCCUCAACACUAGAAUUGCUGCUCGUGGCACCAUCCUGAAGUAACCACCUGAAGAGCAACAGCUGGCACCUUCCCCCUACCCCGUUCUUAUGUACCCACUCAAGUUCCCCCAAAGCCAAAAAGAGUGGGAGGCCAAGAGAAGAGGAAGGGGUGUAGCUGGGGUGAUAUGCCCAAGAAGGUGCCAAGACCAGGGGGAGGAGAAGGGUAUCUGGUGCCCGUGGUGCCACCAGGAAAGGCCAGGCCACUGGCAGGAGGAGGCUGUGAACAGCUAGAAGAAUGGCAGCUCACUCAAGACUGCCCUGGUCACAUGGGGCUCUUCUCCUAGGCCAGGCCUGCAGAGGAUCCUGGGGUGGACCCAGAGACCAACUUGCUUCUGGUGCAAUACCCUUUUAGAAAGUCAAGCUUAUUUUUGCAGUAAUUUCUAAUCUGUUAGUCCAAGAUUUUCUAUGUUGUCAGGGAUAUUACAGCCUUUUGCUUUGUCUUCUGGAGACCUAGAGCACACACGUUAAUUGCUAAAGUACCAGCUUCAUUCCUAUCCUAGAUGCAGCCCCAUAAGCUCAUGACUACAAGGGGCUGUCUCUCAUCCACAUUUUCUGCAGCAUUCUGUGUUGUUCCUGAGAAUACCAAAUAAUUCCAUAGAGCCAAAGCUUGGGACUCUCCAUUUUAAUUGUUGGCAUAGGUAAAGAGAGUAUGUGUUAAUUCCAGAGAGACAAUGAGUCAAGGACCCAAUCUGAAAAUAACAAGAUCGGAAGAAGCUACCUCUUGCCUGCUUUUUGAGGAGGGUCCUGUUCCUCCCUUCCCGUUGAUAAAGUGUGAAGUGUUAGGAAUGAGGGUCCUUGGACUCUCAGGGACUUCUUUUCUCUACACUAUUCCCAGCUACUUGCCAAAGGCAAGGACGAGGCAGGAGGUCCUUCCUGAGGGUAGCCGAUUCUGAGUGUUCAGAGAAGUCCAAUAUACUUGCCAGCCCAGUCUCAGGUGGGAGGCGGGACGGUCUGUAGACAAGUGUGCUUGUGGACUGCUGUGCUGUCAUGGGGCCCUCUCAUCGAGAGCCACCUGUCUGUUCUUCCUGCACUGUAUUCCCCUUCUAAACCACCUGUACCCAUCUGAAUGCCACUUGCCUCCUUUCCUUUCCUCUGCGUGGUUUGUGGGGACAGACAGUGGAAGCUGAGGCGGCCACUGGUGGACUUCAGAUAGGGUGUUGAGUGGAACAGACCCAGGUGUGAGGGGAGGAGGGCAGGCUGGGAACAGGAGGGGGAGCACCCAUGACCCUUUAUUCUUCCCGUCAUCUGGCCCAUGUGCAGGAAGAGGCUGAGGCCAGGCUGGGCUGGGUCUGGAUGCCAUUUUCCACGCAGCAGCAUUUCAUUGCGCAAAACCAUCCUUCCUUUCCCUUUGCCCCCUUUUCCCACAUUCCCUUCGUCCUGCCCCAGGGCAGGACUGAAGAGCUGGAAGAAAGCAGUCAGUGUACCCUCCCAACGGCCCCCCUCGAAGGUCUCCACUCUCCUCUGGGCUCCUCCUUGCCUAAUGCAGGGGGUCACCGCUGGAGAAGAACCACCAGUGUCCUCGAUGUGUCCCGAGCCUGGAGCCAAUUCGCCCUCUUGGCCCACCUAGCCCUGUCACAGGAAUUCUUUCCUGGGUUUCUGUCCCUCUGAGGCUCACCAGAUGUAGUUGGCUUUGUUCUUUUGGGGAUGUUUGCCCUUCUACUUUCUUUCUCACCCCACCCUGUACCCUCUUCUGUGUCUUUUCUGUCCCCCCUCCCGCCCCCCCAACCACCCAUGUGCAUGAGCAAAUAUGCAACCAAACCCCGGGACUUUGCAGUCAAAUGAAGCCAAGCUUCCCACAUCCCCUUCUUCUUUGGUUUGCCAUGAGGCGAUGUGGGGUUUCCACUGUUUGUCUGUCAUCACCUCUGUCUUUUUUCCUACCCCCAACCCCAUACUUGUAUAGAAUAAUAACAGUUGUACUUCCACCAAAGGCAUGUGGCAUAUUUACCAAUCUCAUGUAUUCUGAACAAAGGCAAAAAAUAUAAAUUCCUACCACUA
This is a messenger RNA of Neofelis nebulosa (Clouded leopard), 2714 nucleotides long. RefSeq names its product vesicle associated membrane protein 1 (gene VAMP1). NCBI's taxonomy places the organism in Eukaryota, Metazoa, Chordata, Mammalia, Carnivora, Felidae. The record is from RefSeq and is a predicted model, not a curated record. Gene Ontology annotation, molecular function: SNAP receptor activity; syntaxin binding. Gene Ontology annotation, cellular component: plasma membrane; SNARE complex. Gene Ontology annotation, biological process: vesicle fusion; SNARE complex assembly; vesicle-mediated transport. The transcript has 5 exons. The coding region runs from base 163 to 519 and encodes 118 amino acids.